AGACUGCCACGUGUAUAGUGACUGUAGUCAGGGGAUCCAGGAGUUUGGGCACCUUCUGUUUGGCUAGGGAAAACAAAGCUAUGCACUUCUUCUUAACAUUCCUUUGCUUUCUACAGGCAUUUAUUCUCCUUACUGUUUUCAGCGCAGAACAAAAAACAGAUAAUGAAGAAGAGCAAGUUAAAAUCGAAGUGCUGCACCUUCCCAGCGAAUGCAAACAAAAGAGCAAAAAAGGAGACCUUGUCAAUGCGCAUUAUGAUGCUUUCCUCGCCCAUAAUAUGACCAAAUUGUAUUGCAGUCGUUCAUCAGCAGAUGGCCACCCAAAGUGGUUUGUUCUUGGCGUUGGACAAGUUAUUAAAGGCCUUGAUAUGGCACUAAUGGACAUGUGCAGUGGAGAAAAAAGAAAAGCGAUCAUCCCCCCUUCACUGGCUUAUGGACAAAGAGGACAUGAUAAAAUCCCACCUAAUGCAACACUGAUUUUUGAAAUCGAACUUUACGGGAUCACCCGAGGCCCACGAAGCUCGGAAGCAUUUCAUCAAAUAGAUCUGAACAAUGACAAGCAGCUGUCGAAAGAGGAGAUAAGUCAUUACUUGACAGAAGAAUUUAAGAGAGAUGGAAAACAAAGGGACCCAUCGGUCCAUGGCACGAUCUUAACGGAUAUAUUCCAAAAGAAUGACCAUGAUGGUGAUGGCUUCAUAUCUCCUAAAGAAUACAAUGUGUACAGCCACGAUGAGCUAUAGAAAAUAAUCCCCUACAUGUCAGCAUUUCCUAAGCUAUGCACAUAAGCAAAUGCCUUAUGACGUACUGGGGGAUUAUUAUCCACUACCCAUACUGGACUAGACAUUGCUUUUAUUGGUUUCUUUGGAUCGAAUAGUGCAUCAUGCCCCAUAAGGAUCAAUGAACCCUCCUAUCUAUCCAUCUUUAGGUAGCAGCUACUUAUCUCUCUGUGGUGACAUAAGGCUUAAACGGGAAAUAAUAAUAAUAUUCGCCGAUGGUGUCAGUAAAAGGGCUUGUACCACUUUCUUCAUAGCUUUUUUAGCAUUAAGCUACUGCCACACAUGGCAGAUUCUUGGCCUGUGGAUAAACACAGGCCCAGAAUCUGCCCCUAAAUGCUUCUUGACGUGCCUGCACCCGGAGCCAUUGCAUUGGCCCGGAUGCAGGCACAUGGAGUGGAUUACCAUGCAGAACUGUAUACUCGAGCAGUUUCACACAAAAAUCCACUCCACAAGCCUGCACAAUAGCCGACACUCUGGCAAACUUUGCACCUUUUAUACAUAAGCCCGAAAGAAAUGUGUUUUUUUAUGUCUUGCACUAAACCUGGAAAAGACUGAAACUCAAAUCUCUCCCAUACUUUCAACCUGGUACCUAUAUUCGCAAUGUGGUUGUCACAUAAAAAAAAGUGAAAUACAUUUCUAAUCAUUUGUGUUCUGCUGUGAAAAAUAGAAAACCUAAUAAAUUUCAUUUUCUUUAAAA
Xenopus tropicalis (tropical clawed frog) is the source of this 1470-nucleotide messenger RNA. RefSeq names its product FKBP prolyl isomerase 7 (gene fkbp7). The record is from RefSeq and is marked validated. Gene Ontology annotation, cellular component: endoplasmic reticulum. Gene Ontology annotation, molecular function: peptidyl-prolyl cis-trans isomerase activity; calcium ion binding; isomerase activity. NCBI's taxonomy places the organism in Eukaryota, Metazoa, Chordata, Amphibia, Anura, Pipidae.